Molecule: messenger RNA, 1951 nt
Organism: Striga asiatica
Lineage: Eukaryota; Viridiplantae; Streptophyta; Magnoliopsida; Lamiales; Orobanchaceae
Source: the annotation of a GenBank genome assembly
CCCUCCUGUAUUUGCUUUCAAAUGUUCUUGAGAUAAUAUAAUGAUUAAAUGAGACGAUAUAUACUGAAAUGACGAUGUGCUUUUUGUGUUGCAAGUGCCUUCUCCACAUUCUCUUCAAACCCUCUCCAAUUCCAUUUCAAAAAACUUAAGCACCAAAUAAUGUCGGCUACCUCGCCUUUCUGGUCGUCAUUAACGGGCCUUCAACUCAUCGAGGAGGUGACCCAAAAGGCCGACGAGGUUCAAGAGCAAGUGUUGGCCCAAAUCCUGGCCCAAAAUGCCGGCACCGAAUAUCUCACGGGCUUCGGCCUCAAUGGAUCCACCGAUCGCGAGGCAUUCAAAUCAAAGAUACCGAUGACGACCUAUAAAGAUCUCCAGCCGUUGAUUAAAAGAAUAGCCGACGGUGAUCGUUCUCCCAUUUUGUGUGCUCAACCCACCUCCACAUUUCUCAUCAGCUCUGGGACUACUAGUGGUGACCCAAAGCUUAUUCCAUCUAACAAGGAUAUGCAUUUCGAAGGGCUGGACAAAGGCAAAGGGCUCAACUUCAUGUUCACGAGAGCCGAGUCGAAAACUCAAGGCGGAAUCACUGUACAAACGGCGCUCACUUACAUCCACAAGAGCGAAGAACACAAGAAACGAAUCGAAAAUGCUUUCACGAGCCCAACUGAAGUCGUUGUCUGCUCUGAUUCGCUCCAGAGCAUGUAUGCGCAAAUGUUGUGCAGCCUCUACGCACACGAACAAGUUCUCUGGGUCGGUAAUCUCUUUGCAUACGGACUCGUCCGCGCAAUCAAGUUUCUCGAGCACAACUGGCAACAACUGACCCAUGACAUACGAACCGGGUCGCUCGACCUGAAGGUGACCGAUCCGGCGAUCCGCGAUUGCAUGUCACGGAUCGCAUGGCCCGACCCUGCACUGGCAGACUCCAUUGCCUGCGAGUGUGCCAACAAGGAUUGGGCCGGGAUAAUCCCCCGAAUCUGGCCCAACGCAAAAUAUCUCAACACAAUCGUCACGGGCCCAAUGGCCCAAUACAUCCCGACCCUUGAAUACUAUGGCGGAGGACUUCCAAUAGUAUCCAUGGGUUACGCAUCAUCCGAAUGCUUUCUCGGGAUAAACCUCGACCCCACAUGUCGCCCGUCCGAGGUCUCUUACACCUUCAUGCCAUUCAUGGCCUAUUUUGAGUUCUUGUCGGCCGACGACCGCUCGGAUCCUGUUGACUUGGUCAACGUUGAGGUCGGCAAGGAGUACGAGGUGGUGGCCACUACGCUUGCCGGGCUCUAUCGAUACCGACUCGGGGACAUUGUGCGGGCUUCGGGUUUCCACAACUCGGCCCCGAAGUUCUGGUUCGUGAGACGGAAAGACGUGGUGUUGAACAUCGAUUGGGAGAACACCAAGGAGACGGAGCUCCAAGAGGCGGUGGAGAAGGCGGCCCGACUUCUCCUUCCGCACGGGAUUAGGGUGCUCGACUACACGAGUCGUGUGGACCCCACAACUGUCCCGGCACAUUAUGUCGUGUAUUGGGAGCUAUUAAACGAGAGUGAGUCAAGUGAUCAACCGCAGGCCGUGUGGGAAGAGUGUUGUGUGGCGAUGGAGGAAUCGUUCAAUUGGGUGUACCGUAAGUUGAGGGAUAGCUCGAUUGGGCCGUUGGAGAUUAGGAUUGUGAAAGAUGGGACGUUUGAAGAGGUAAUGGAGUGGGCCGUGUCACGAGGUGCAUCGCUCAGGCAGUUCAAGGUGCCCCGGUGUGUGAGCAAGCGAGAAAUGGUCGAACUUCUCGAUUCGCGGGUCGUGGCCUCGUAUUUUCGCCCGCCAUUGCCGGAUCAACCUACAGAACCGCGUUACUAGUUGAUAGAAUAUGCAUGUUGUUGUAUUUGACCAUUUAAGAAUAUGAGUUUCUAUUUACAAUUGUCUUUUAAAAUUUGUUUUAAUCUAUGCUAGUGAUUUCCAAAUAUCCAUAUAA